AUGAAAGCAAAGAGAGAUGCUGAGGCAAAAUUGGGCUUUCCUGUCAAAGAUGCCAUGAUCACUAUUCCCACCUACUUCAAUGAUACACAACAUCAAGCCACCAAGGAUGCUGGCACAAUUGCUGGCCUGAAUGUUCUUAGAAUCAUGUCAAAGCCCAUGGCUGCCACUCUUGUUUACAGCAUGAAGUUGCCUCCCAAGAAAAAUGGUCAAUUUAUCCUAGUUUACAACUUGGACAGAGGGAUCUUUGACUCCACACUUAUGUGGAUGUGUGGGGAUGAUCAUGACAUGCAAGGAACUGGAGGGCAUGGCCACCUGGGUGGUCACAACUUUGACCAUGCAAUUGCAAAAUAUAUCAUGGCAGAAUUUGUGCAAGUUAAUGGGCUGGAUAUUGAAUCAGUGCUCGAAAAUAAGCCAGUGCUCUCCAAGCUCCACCUCCACACCAAACUGGUGAAGUGUCAGCUGAAGCAAGGCACCCUUGCUUGCAUUGUCAUCCAUGACCUUUACCAAGGCAAAACUUGGAAAGGCAUGCUCAGCAGGGCAAAGAUGAAAAAUCUUAUUGAUGCCUACCUCACAACAAGCAUGUCUAUCCUGGAGGGUAUCAUCAUUGCUGCAAGAGAGGCAGCUAAGCUUCCCAAGAAGGGUGAUCCAGAUGCAGUCAUACUCUCUGGUGGUUUGACAAAGCUGGUAAAAGUCCAAUCACUCCUCAAUGAAUGUUUCCCUGGAUGA
Dacryopinax primogenitus is the source of this 726-nucleotide messenger RNA. Its product is annotated as HSP70-domain-containing protein. Gene Ontology annotation, molecular function: ATP hydrolysis activity; misfolded protein binding; ATP binding. NCBI's taxonomy places the organism in Eukaryota, Fungi, Basidiomycota, Dacrymycetes, Dacrymycetales, Dacrymycetaceae. Gene Ontology annotation, biological process: cellular response to unfolded protein; protein refolding. Gene Ontology annotation, cellular component: cytoplasm. Bases 1 to 726 code for a protein of 241 amino acids. The transcript has a single exon. The record is from RefSeq and is a predicted model, not a curated record.